GAGAGAGAGAGAGAGAGAGACCGAGAGCAGAUCCAGUCUGAUCAUGAGAAGUGACGGACAGCGAUGCCACUGGCAACCCUGCGAGAGGACACUGUGUAUCUGAGAAAUACGGACGCUUGAGAGAAUAACAGGGCUAAUUUCCGAUAACUUCUUUGGAUGCAUAAAUCUGUGUUUACAAGGGAUCCUCAGUCAUCGUUUUCCAUUUAAAUGGCAUGAAACGCGGAUGUCAAUAGAUGAUUGAAGUGCACAUGGAUCUUUCAGCUCUGCUUUUUGUGUUUAUGGAGAACCUUGUGUGUCUGUCCAAGAUCAGCUGAGUAAGUGUUUAUCAGAUGUUGAGAUGAUGUUCUGCAUGUACACAGGACAAAUUCAGAUGUUGGAUAUGAAGUAAGAAAUCAGCAUGGCUUUGGGUGUAUUCUUACAAACAAGUGAUUUUAACGUAAUUUUUUUCACAACUAAAAACAAGUAAACCAGCAGUAAGCAAUCAUGGUAGAACCUGCUGGCUUUGUGGAAGCGUGGAAAGCUCAGUUCCCGGACUCAGAUCCUCCUGAGAUGUCUUUGAACUCUGUUGGAGACAUUGAGAAGGAGCUGGAGAAAUGCAGAGACUCUAUUAGGCGUCUGGAGAUGGAAGUGAACAAGGAGCGUUUUCGAAUGAUCUACCUGCAAACGCUUCUAGCCAAGGAGCGGAGAAGUCAUGACUCAAAGCGAUGGGGCUUCGGUAGGGUCUCACAAGGUGAGCAUAAGCCAGCGUCCAUGGAUGAGAACCAUCAGAAAGCCGACGGAAGCAGGUGUCUCCCUCCCAAACUGAAGCACACAACCGCAGCAGAGGAGAGUCAUGAGUCUCAUCCUUGCGCUAAGGUGGUGGGACGUGAUCUCUCAGACUUGGACAGGCAGAAAAGCAGAGAUGGAGAAGUUGACGGGACGUCUCCGUACAAAAACAGGAGCAUUGAAGCUCCCCUCAGGCCCAUUGCUGGACGUGGACCUGCGCUCCAUGAGGUGGAUGGCAUUCCAGAGUCUCCACCAAAAGAGAAGGUCACCACGGGGUUGGGAGUUGCUGCGCUUCGCUCAAACUUUGAACGUAUCAGAAGAGCCAAUUCUCAAACAUCUGGUGAAGGGAAAAGCGAGAGGCCUUACUACGUCAACAUGGAGUACCAUCAGGAGAAAGGUCUUGUUCGUGUCAAUGAUAGAGACGUCUCAGAGAAGAUAAGUAGUCUGGGAAGUCAAGCUAUACAGAUGGAACGAAAGAGGUCUUUGCAUUCUGUCCCGGGUAAUCUGUCCACUGCUUUUGGGGACGUCCGUAAACCGGAGCGUCCUCAUGAAAGAGCUAUGGAGAGCGGCUGUGAGUACGAGGAGCCUGAUCUAAACCUUGGGUUCCUUAAGGAUAGUUCUUCAAGGCUUGAUGGAAGAAGAGCAACUCUGCAGAACUGGCACCAAUCAGACUGUCAGCCCUAUACAACUGUUUAUGUGGGGGGCAUUAUGGGAGACGGAGAGCACCUGCACUUGACCUGGCCCAGACGGUCUUACUCGCCCGGGAGUUUUGAGGAUGGAUACACGCCGGAUUGCAGCUCCAAUGAAAACCUGACGUCCAGCGAAGAAGACUUCUCCUCAGGGCAGUCGAGCCACGUGUCCCCGAGCCCCACCGCCUACCGAAUGUACCGAGAGAAGAGCCGCUCUCCAUCCCAGCACUCCCAGCAGUCUUUUGAGAGCGGCAGCCCCCCUACCCCACAGUCCCAGAAGCGUCUCAAGCAGCAGCCUGCACUCUCCGACACCAGUGUUGUUGGUGUCCGCAAGAUCAGGCCUGCUGAAGGAAGCUCCAACAACUUCAGCAACAGUUUCCAUGGAGAUCUGGACAUCCCGUUUAACGGGACCCCGCCUCCAGCGUACAUUUAUGAUGCCGAUCGAGGGGAGGACCAGCAUUUGCAGCCUGACGUCAGGUCCUACACGGAUGACUCUCUCUCUUCUCUGCGCCUUCAUCCGAAGGGUCGAAGCUUUAGAGAGACCCCUUCCUCGGGGUCCCUGGAGCUCACUAAAUCAUCGGAGCUGGAUGUCGAAAAAGGGUUGGAGAUGAGAAAAUGGGUCUUAUCAGGGAUCCUGGCCAGUGAGGAGGCAUAUCUCAGCCACUUGGAGGCACUCUUACUGCCCAUGAAACCCCUGAAAGCUGCUGCCACUACUUCUCAGCCCAUGUUAACCCUCCAGCAGAUAGAAACCAUUUUCUUCAAAGUGCCUGAGCUCCAUGAGAUCCACAAAGACUUUUAUGAUGGCUUAUUACCCAGAGUGCAACAGUGGAGCCACUGUCAAUGUGUGGGUGACCUCUUCCAGAAACUGGCCAGCCAGCUCGGCAUGUACAGGGCUUUUGUGGACAACUAUAAGGUUGCUGUAGAAACGGCUGAAAAGUGUUGUCAAGCCAAUUCUCAGUUUGCUGAGAUUUCAGAGAAUCUGAAAGUCAAGAGUGCUAAGGAUCAGAAUGCCAAGAACUCUCUGGAAUCGCUGCUGUAUAAACCAGUGGAUCGAGUCACUCGCAGUACUCUCGUCCUCCACGACCUGCUGAAGCACACCCCAUCCAGUCAUCCAGAUCACCCUCUCCUGCAGGACGCCCUCCGCAUUUCCCAGAACUUCCUCUCCAGCAUUAAUGAGGAGAUCACGCCCCGCCGUCAGUCUAUGACAGUGAAGAAAGGAGAGAAUCGACAGCUUCUCAGAGACCAGUUUAUGGUGGAGUUAGUAGAAGGGGCACGAAAACUUCGACAUGUCUUCCUCUUUACCGACCUGCUGCUUUGCGCCAAAUUGAAGAAGCAAACCGGAGGGAAGGGGCAGCAGUAUGACUGUAAGUGGUAUAUCCCGCUAGCCGACGUCACGUUUCAGACCAUCGAUGAAUCUGAGUUUUCGCCGGUCACCCAGAUACCAGAGGAAGACAUAGAUGCUGUGAAGGUCAAGAUCUCCCAGAUCAAGAAUGAGAUACAGAGAGAGAAGAGAGUAUGUAAAGGAGGCAAAGUCCUCGAUCGUCUCAGGAAGAAACUGUGCGAACAGGAAUCGCUGCUUCUACUCAUGUCUCCAUGCAUGGCCUUCAGAGUCAGCAACAGGAAUGGCAAGGGCUAUACAUUCCUGAUUUCAUCCGAUUACGAGCGAGAAGAAUGGAGGGAGAUCAUUCGGGAGCAGCAGAAAAAGUGUUUCAAGAGUUUUUCUUUGACUUCUCUGGAGUUGCAGAUGCUCACCAACUCCUGCGUGAAGCUACAGACCGUUCACAACGUUCCUCUGACAAUCAAUAAAGAAGAUGAUGAAUCCACAGGGCUGUAUGGCUUUCUAAAUGUGAUUGUUCAUUCUGCAACAGGGCUGAAACAGAGCUUGAAUCUGUACUGUACAUUAGAGGUGGACACAUUUGGCUAUUUUGUGAACAAAGCAAAAACACGUGUUUACAGAGACGCCACAGAGCCGAACUGGAAUGAGGAGUUUGAGAUCGAGCUGGAGGGCUCUCAGACCCUCAGACUGCUGUGCUACAGUAAGGUCAGACAGUGCAGGGAUGAUGGGGAGAACAUGGAUCGCAUCAUGGCCAAAGGACAGAUUCAGCUGGAUCCUCAAUCGCUGCAGGGUAAAGACUGGCAGAGGACAGUAAUCAGCAUGAAUGGGAUUGAGGUCAAGCUGUCUAUGCGGUUUACCAGCAGAGAGUUCAGUCUGAAGAGGAUGCCCUCCAGGAAACAGUCUGGAGUGUUUGGAGUCAAAAUUGGGGCUGUUACUAAACGGGAGAGCUCCAAAGUGCCUCUUAUUGUGAGACAGUGUGUAGAGGAGAUUGAGCGCCGAGGGAUGGAGGAAGUGGGCAUCUAUCGUGUCUCUGGUGUGGCCACAGACAUCCAAGCCCUAAAAGCUGCCUUUGAUGCCAACAAUAAAGACGUUUCUGUUAUGAUGAGUGAAAUGGAUGUGAAUGCCAUCGCUGGAACGCUGAAGCUUUACUUCAGAGAGCUUCCUGAGCCCCUCUUCACCGAUCAACUCUGUGCGAAUUUCACUGAAGGCAUCGCAUUAUCAGACAGUGUGGCAAAGGAAAGCUGUAUGCUCAAUUUGUUACUCUCGAUACCCGAACCCAACUUGCUGACCUUCCUGUUUCUGCUGGACCAUCUGAAGAGGGUCGCGGAGAAUGAGAGCGUCAACAAGAUGUCCUUCCACAAUCUGGCCACAGUAUUCGGCCCGACCCUCCUUCGCCCCUCUGAAAAGGACAGUAAAAUCCCCAUGCAGCCCAUCUCUAUGAGUGAUAGCUGGUCUCUUGAGGUUAUGUCUCAGGUCCAAGUAUUACUGUACUUCCUGCAGCUGGAGGCGAUCCCGACUCCGGAUAGUAAACGGCAGAGUAUGCUCUUCUCCACGGAGGUUUGAAAAGGAGCUCUGAUGCAUUAUGUGAAAUGCACUGGGACUGAAGUGAUUCAGCAUGUGACCAAUGGAGGGCACCAACAUCCUACUGAAAUCUUCCAAGCGGAGCGAAUGCCCUACAUUAGUAUCAUACUGUUGAUAUUUCUGUAGAAAUGUACAGUGAAGAAUGACAAGGCAGUCUGAUAUCUUCUCAUGAACUCACUGUUACAAGCACUUAGUGUUUCAACAUGCAGGUGAUGUUUAUUUUCACUGUCAUCCAUUGUAAGAUAUCGGAUUGAAUGGUGCCAAGCUUCUCGUAGAUCACUGGAUCGUGAAUGUUAUUCUUGCAUUUUCUCUUGUUCCUUCCAACACUGUGGAUUUAUAAAGAAUCACACACUCCAGUGUUCCAUGAACUUUUUAUUUGAUCUGAUAUUUUGCUCACCUAUGAUUUAUGUCUUCCCGUGGCAUGGGCUACGGAACAUCUGAAUACUCGAAUCAUGAGGAGGAACAUUUAUAUGACCCUUUUUUGAUGGAUAAAACACAGCAUGGAGAACUAAAAUAUGAAAUUAUUUAACCAACGUGACUAUGGUCAAAAUGUUAGCAAAUAAUGUCAUAAUUUAAAAGAUUAUAUGACACAGUUAUAGUUUCUACCACAAGUAUAAUCUCUACUUUCUCAGAAAGUACAUUCCUUUUUGUUUUUUGGAAAUAUUUAUAUGAUUUAUCUCACAUAAAUCUAUUUAAUAUUGGAUUACCGAGCCUAUAUUAAAACAAUCCAGUCAUGUCACAUUAUAUUAUAGGACUACAACACAUUAAUUUUCAGUACUGUUCAAACUGGAAACCUCACAUAACUUCGGAAAUGAAACAUAAAAUAGUUUUAAUUCUUUAUAUCAUUUAAGGCAUUGUAGGAAAUGCAUACAUGAUUAACCGUAACUGAUGAACUUAAUAUAUUAAAAUGGAAAUAGAAGUUCUCCAUCAGAAUAAUACCACUUUUCUGUAUUGAAAAAAUAGCAAAAAUUAACUUAAUUCAAACACUGUACAUUUUUCUUGUUUAAUGGUUUAAGAUCAUUGUAUUUUAACUUCGUAAAACUUUUUUUUUUUGCUGUUCACAAAACUUUGCAAGUACUUUGCAAUCCUGAGCUGUGCCAAUACCUGGCCCUGUUAAGUGUGUAUGUGUAAAUUGUUCAGUUUAUCAUGGCUAAUAUGCAUAUAUCUGUAUUAUGUUGUUCAGAAAAAAGGAGAGGUGUAUUAUUAGGAUGUCAUGUAACAUGCAGGCAUGUUGUUUUGCUCAUGAAUUAUUUUUCUUUUAGAGAUUCCCUUUAGUUAUUGUGCGACAGAUUCUUUACGUUUGUGUAUUUCCUUUAGACCAAUGAAAACUGAGACAUUCCUGUAAUUGUGUUUUAGAUCUUUGCCUUUCUCUCUUCUUGUUCCAUUGUAUGUUCUGGAAUCUGCACUUCCUUUCUCAAGCUCCUGCUUGUUUCUCUCUUUGAUUUGGUCCAUUACACACUGAACUGAUGAAGAUAUUCCUGACUGCGUUUUACAACCCGGCCUCCAAGAUGAGGAAAUGUUCUGUAUAUGGAGAAGUAUGGCACAGUGAGGAUUAAGGAUAUAGAACACCGUAAACUCCUUCAUCCUCUUGUUUCCACAGAGUCAUUGACUGUUCUGUGUGGUUUUCUGACCGAAAAAAUUAAACAGUCCUCAAUAAGAGUUAGCAUUACUCCCCAGAAGACGUAAGGACACAGUGGUUUGCGUUUAGAAUCUGUUCCUAUCCUGGAGCUCUACUGCUGUGAAACAUUAGACUUUGUUUAUUAUUAUAACUGGACAAUACUGAAACUGCACAAUGCUAUGGCAGACCUGUUACAUUAAAUGUGGCCAUAAUGUGAUUCUGUAUAAAGUAGAUGAAUAAUAAAUUUAAAGUUGGUUAAAAUGAUUAU
Messenger RNA from Carassius auratus (goldfish), 6257 nucleotides. RefSeq names its product breakpoint cluster region protein-like. Gene Ontology annotation, molecular function: GTPase activator activity; protein serine/threonine kinase activity; guanyl-nucleotide exchange factor activity. Gene Ontology annotation, cellular component: membrane. NCBI's taxonomy places the organism in Eukaryota, Metazoa, Chordata, Actinopteri, Cypriniformes, Cyprinidae. Gene Ontology annotation, biological process: protein phosphorylation; intracellular signal transduction; positive regulation of GTPase activity. The transcript has 23 exons. The record is from RefSeq and is a predicted model, not a curated record. The coding region runs from base 484 to 4353 and encodes 1289 amino acids.